CGACAGUCCUGCCGCACCGCCAAAACGUAUCACACAAUCGUCGGCCAGGCCCUUGCCAUGCGAUGUCGAAGCAGAGCCCCAGACUUCGACGCAGGACCAUGACAGCGAUCUGCUUCGUGUGCAACCUGCCGAUCCUGAGUCAUCAGGUCGAGCUGAUAUGGCAGGGCGGCAAUGGCUGGGACGACCUCAUGCGAGAGCAGGCGGAGGAGUCCACUCUGAGGCAACGCCUGGGAACAGGCAGGCGAGAUUCCGCGGCGCAGAUCACGUCGAUCUCGCCACCGAACGAGACUCAGGAUUGCUCGCCGACGAACCAGGGUCGUCGGCGAUCGAGCCUUGCUCAGCUGACCGACAUUCUGCGUGAAUGGGGCGGCGGGGGUACCUCGACGAAAAGCAGCCGCAGCAACAAGCUCUGCCGAAGGGAGACCUUGGCGGACAUCGCCAAGUCACUGCCGUGGUCGCGCCAAACCACCACCGAUGCCAGCCACCUGGUUAGUCUGCGAAAGAGGCGGGAGAGCUCGGUCGACAGCGGGAUUCGGAGCGGGAGUCAAGUGUCGAGCAAGUCCAGACGGGACUCCGCCAUCAGUGACCUUAAGAACGACAUAGCCAGACUCUGGAGCAAGAAGGAUGUGCUGUUGCCGCAGCCGCCACCCACGGUCAUCUCGCCCACGCCACGUCGAGGCUCGGGUGAAUCGAGAAACUCUCGUCGCGGUUCGGGCGAGAGCGCGAGAUCCAGGAGGGAUUCGGUGGUUACCGGACAAUCUCAGAGUCCCGGCGACCGUAAGCACAAUUGUCGUCAUCACAGACGUAGGCAAUCUCAACAGUCUGUCGAUGGAGGUGGCGUCACGCCUACCAAGUAUUACAGAAAUGAUCAAAGACCGAGCGCUUCCAGCACAGACAGCGCGGGCAGUAAUACGGUUCGAGAACAUCUCGAGGCUCCGAGAAACUCCACGGAAAGAAGCGAGAGAUCGAGUAGCUUCGAAGCCAAGACUCAACCGACAGGUCCCACAAUGAUCGAUACAAAAACGGUGAUGACGGUGUCGUCCUUGAUAGUCAACGGCAAGACGUCCGUGGUCACUACAACGGCGACCGAAUCAACGAGGACAACGACGGUGUCGAUCAACACCUCGCCAGUGAUAGCCAGCCUGGACGUGAGCCCACCGACCAUCGUUAUGUCCUCGGUAACGCCACCGGCGAUCUCACCGACGGCCGGAAGUAGCCUUCCGCUUCCCGGCACUUCGACUUCCGGUAGCUCCAGCCCGGUCGGCUCACCGAACGUCAACAACACACCUACGCAUCCGUACACUCGAAGAGACUCGACCACGCAGGUAUGUAAUUUCGCAAAGGGUAAAGAAGUCUCGCCGAGUAAAUUGUCGAGGUUGAUACGCCAGCAAGCAGCAAUUGAUGAAUCGUUGCCACCAACAGGACGUCGUGGCAGCCAGCCAACUUUAUCAGCGGAUCCUGAUGACGGGGGUCGGAAAGCACGGAGAGACUCCUUAAGCCCGGAUUCUGCUUCCUACCUGCGACGUCGCGAUUCAAAAAGUCAUCUGAGUCCUGAUAGAACCGAUAAGAGAGAUAUCAGCCCUAUCAGACAGAGAAAAGGUCGUUUAAGAAGACAGUCCACUUCCAUGGCUGGUCGGCCACCACGAUCGCCGGAUAGUUCCUCGUGUUCGUCCAGAGAGCCCAGUCCUUGCGCCCGCGCACCUGAUAAUAUUCACCGUGCGCCGAAAAUCGUACGACGACAAUCCACCACGGAAGAGAUUCUGAUAGCGCGCGGUUUUCGACGGCAGAGUACCACCGAAGAGAUGAUACGAUGCCGCAACUUUAGACGACAGAGCUCUCAAAGUGACGACGUGGCUCAGAGAUUUCGCGGACGAAGAGACAGUUCGGCUCAAAUCACGGAUGGCACUUUCGCGUCGAUGACAGUUGAAACGUCCAGCACCUUAUUUGACAGCAGCACCCAGACUGAACCGUCGCCGUUGUACGACAACAACCACUACCACGAGGAGUGCCUAAAAUGUAACAGCUGCGGCCUGAAUCUCACGGGACCCAAUCAAAAGCGGGCGAGACGAUUCAAGAACCAGAUACUUUGCGAUCUGCACUUUGCCGACGUGGCGCUGAUGGAGUGCUCGGACUUCAUGCAGCAGUUGCGCAGCUUCAAACCACAAAGUUUAGGCUGUGCAGUUGCGAGAAGAAAGUCCUCGACUACCCUGAUCUUCCCGCUGCCACCUCAGGCGUGCUCCGACGAGUUCUGCCAAGAGUUCCCGCACAACCUGAUAGCGACACCCGGCUACUGGAUCGAAUGCUCGCGGCAACAGAUCACGUCAGACACGAUCUGGGACGAGAGUGAGAGCGAACACGAGGGUACCGAUCCCGAACAGAUAGAUGGACGGAGCGUGGAGGAGCGUCCGUCGAUGCUGAAGCGGCAGGAGAAGAGUGUCUCCUGCCUAUUCGAAGCGGAGAAUGAGACAGGCGACACGGACGAUCCACCUCGAAAGAAGACCAUCAUCGAGGAGCAAUGGGAAAAGAAUCAGGGUUUCGAGCUCACCUCCGUCGAACAGGAGACCUACGAGAAAUAUUUCUACGGCUCGGAGCAUUGGAAUUAUUUUACAAACGACGAGGAUUUGGGACCGGUGAUACUCAGCAUCAAACAAGAGACGCUCAACAAUCGUGACCAGUUCAGGAUUUUGGUCAGAGCCAUCAGUUACACGGUCCACGGCCUUAUCCCCGCCAGCUGCGUCUUUGCCGACCGGUAUAAUCGAGAAGAAGUGGUACGUAGUCUCGGCAAGGAGGUGAACAUCAAUCCGCCGUUAAUCCUGGGCCAAUUGCCAGAUACGCCCGAAGAACUUCUGAAGCUCGAUCAAGUUUUUAUCAAGUCUGAGCUGAAGGUGGGGUUGAUUUAUGUCCAGGAAGACCAGUACACCGAGGAGGAGAUACUCGAUAACAACGACAACUCGCUGCUCUUCGAGGAGUUCCUGCAGAUUCUCGGAGACAAGAUCAGGCUGAAGGGAUUUGACAAGUACAAAGGUGGUCUCGACACCGUACACGAUUUGACGGGCCUAUAUUCUGUCUACACCAAUUGGAGGGGAAUCGAGAUAAUGUUCCACGUGUCUACCUUAUUGCCUUACGAGAAACACGAUCCACAAAAACUUCAGAGAAAAAGGCACAUUGGCAACGAUAUAGUGUGCAUCGUAUUUUUGGAAGCCGACAACACGACCUUCAGUCCAGCUUGCAUCAAGUCGCACUUUUUGCACACAUUUAUCUUGGUGCGAGUGAGUCCACGGAUAAAGCGGAAAAUCACGAGAUACGAGGUGUCCGUAGUUACAAGGGAUGAAGUUGGGGCCUACAAACCGUAUCUAUGGGAGCAAAGUGUCUUCGAAAAAGGUCCGAUGUUCCGAGAAUGGAUAUUAACGAAAAUCGUGAAUGGCGAAAGGGCGAGUUACUCCGCGCCGAAAUUCGCGAGAAUGCAGGAACGGACGAGAAGUCAAAUGUUGGAGGAUAUCGUGGCGAAUCUCGCUAAUCACGCGGAAACGGGCCAGAUUCCGAAACCAUACAGACGAGGUUCUUGGCGACCGAUUGGACACAUGAGACCGUCUUCACCAUUGUUGGACUCUGUGCGAGAUCAGUUCGAAGACUAUGAUCACCUUGCAAAGGACUUUACUAAGGUCUUCCUCAAUAAUUCAGCGAACAUAACGGUGAACACUAGUCUUUUCGACGUGUCUUUCCUCGUGCCGGGACUGCAAAAACAAAAAGUCCGAUUCGUCGGCGUUAGGGCAAUUCUAGCAGUAAGAAGCAGAGUGUUUCAAGAAAUGUUAUAUGGAAUUCAAGCGGGCUUCGGAAGCCCGCAAGUACCGGUUGCUGAGUUGCUCGCAAGACCGGCGCCGACAUUGCUUAGCCCGCAGAAGCCGAAGAGCUCGAAUUACCUACAAGUUCCCGACAUGGAGAGUCCUAGGCCCAAAAGUGUCCCUUCGUCGCCGAUGGUGAAACGGGCCUUCUCUCGACUGGGUACGAUCACGGCAGGCUGGGGAAGGAGUAUCAGAAAACAUGGCAGCACUCUGCAGAGCGAGGAUCGAAAGCGAUGGGCCAGCUCGCAGGAUUGCACUAAUAAGGAAGCAAAGGAUAAGGAUAAAGCACCCCAAUCAUUGGCACUACCGCGACUCAGCGUUUGCGCGGACGCGCAGAAAGUAGAUAGAACUAAACUUGCACAGACCGAGUUUGAAAUCAUCGAGUUCGAUCCAGAGACUUUCCGAAUUCUGCUGGACUACCUGCACACCGGGUCCUGUCCAUUGACAUGCAGGAACAUACCUGGUCUGAUAUGUGCCGCGGAGCACUACGACCUGCCGGAACUUCUUCAGGCUUGCUUCCACCACGCCAAGCAAUUCCUCAGGGUCGAGAUUGUCUGCGUGAUGUUGUGCGCCCUUGAGAAUUAUUACUGGCGUUACACGUCCGCCUCGGAAUUGGUCAACAUGAUCCUCGCGUUCAUCGAGACGCGGGCCGAGUUGCUGUUUAACCAUCCGGACUUCGUCACUCUGAGCGAAUCGAUGGUGCAGAUGAUCAUGUGCCGUAGCCUCGAACUAGCGGAGGUCAAGAAGUUCGAGGCGAUGCUGAACUGGGCGAAGCACAGAAUCAAAACUAAGUCGACCAAGAUCGAUGCCAAGGUGGAGUUCAAGUGCAUCAUGGACAGGCUCAGCAGGGACCUCAAGUUACAUAAGAUAACGCCUCAAGAACUAAUCAGGAUUGUAUUACCAUCGAAAGUUAUAAAGAACGAGAGGAUUCUUGACACUCUGAUGUACCAAGCGAAUUCAGGCAUAUACAGAAACGUCGACAGCUGUUUGGAGGCGUAUCAGAGGAUGCAUCUACAGGAUCAAGAAAGUUUCGAUUGUGGACUAUGAAAGUUAACCAACACGCGAAAGGUGCCGCAAGGACGAAGUGUACCUGAAAAACGCGUGACGAUAAAGGACCCAUGAAUUUUUCUGAUGAUGAGAAAAUUAUUCUCUUGUAACGUUGCGGCAUCCUUUUCGCGUUAGUUGAUAUUAUUGCCGUGAAAAGACUUCGAUUAUUCGCAUGUAACGUUAGUUGAUAUUACAUGCGAAUAAUCGAAGUUUUUUCACGGCAAUGACCUGCAACUAGAUCACUUUAACUGAUCAGAAAUUUUAGUUGCGUGAUUCUUCUACAAAGAGAAGAGACAUAUCGACAAUCUCUCUCCGAUGGGAGAAUGGAUUUUCCGAAAGGAAGAGGAUUUUCAUUGGAGUCACUUCGUGAUUUCGACGAAAUCUUUGCGAAUAUCAAACGAGACCUCGACUAGCCUGGUUCCGGCAGCGCUCCGGUAACGAUUAUAUCAAAAAGCGAGAGAGGCGAAAAGAGAAUAAAUGAGAUAGAAAUCGCGCGAUUUCACACGCAGAACACGUAUUCCGCGAUCUCCUUUUCCAAAGAUAUUUUUCAGGAGUCGAUUUCUUCUUCGAUGUUCCAAAGGAGGAAAUAUUUUUACACGAUCUCGGUUGGUCGUCCGCGAUGCGUAAUAUUUUCCAGCGCCGAUUUCCCGCUGUAUAUUAUGUUAUUAUAUAAGUAACAAGUAAUAUUAUGGUACUUGUAUAAUGCGCGUAAAGGUAUAAGACCGUUAAUCCUCAACCACUACGGUGAGUUCAAAUCUGUUCCCAAUGCAGAUUUCUCAGUUUUCAAUUUUGCGCCAGAAAUAGUGUCUGAUUGAUAUCUGACUAUUGUUUGUGCUUCACAAUCUAUAUGUUUUUCAAACUCUUGGGCUUGAAAUGAAAUAAUUUGACUACUUUCCAAAUAACUGCGUGAAAGUUCAUUUUAUGUACCAUUAGUUAUAGUAAUAUAUAAUAUUAUGAGUUUCUCUCUAUCUCUCUCUUUCUGUUUUUUACUUUCUACUAAAAAUUACUAUUACUAGAAAGAUGUAAUGAUUUUUUCUUUGUCGAACAUAAUAAUAGAAUUAGACAGGCACAUCAAUAAUAAUAAAAAAUGAUUGUACUCUGUCAUUGUCCAAAAUUGAUCUUACUGUAGUUGUUAUUUCAUUCAAAUACAUAUAUUUAUAGUAGUUGAGGAUUAAAAUCGGUCUCCUCCCGCUACGGAGGGCGCUAAACUGUUAAGUGUCUUAUUGUUCAGGCAAGCGGCUGGACGAAAGUAGAGUUUCGAAAUAUCGCCAUUCGACGAAAUCCGAUUAUCCAGAUUAUAAUUCAUGUAUUUGUUUACUCUUAUUAUUAUGCAAAUUCGGUUUUUUUUUUACAAAAAAGGCAUUUUUGUAAAUAUAUUUAGCGCAUAACAAAGAAAAAAUUAAGAUACAAGUGUAUAAAUCACGGAUAUAAUAAUUAUUUUUCUAAUUAAUUUUAGUUAGUAACUUUCUUGGAGAAUGAUGAGUAUUAAAGUCUUCACGUAAGUGAAUCAUAAUUUCCAGAAAACAAAUUCAAAUAUAGGACACGAUAAUAGAAAACGGAUCGCGAAGCGGGUGAAAUUCGAAAUUCUACUUUGUCAGUGUGUAAGCGUAGUUUUAGUGUGUGAUGGAAGUGUAUUCGAUUAUUCAUUGUACCUACGACGUCUCCCAAUCUAUGUAGAGACGCGCCAUAAGCUCAUUAUUCAUUCGUUAUGUUUAUCGGAGUAAAACUCGGCGCAGGUUCACUUAGGAUUACUGAUGGAAUUUUUCGUUAUCGUGAUAAUUACGAUUACGUAAUUGCGCAGUGAUUUAUAAGAUUCGAGAUUUGUUCAAAUAUGAUUAUCGAUAAAAUUGACCAUAAGCAUUGCGCUUAAGAACCGAUAUGUAAUAUUUUUAAUGUGCGUUUAAACAAUUUAAUCUACGAUAUUCGAUCGAUCGCGACUCGAUGGCAAAUGUGUUCUGCGAACAUCUAGCUGGCAAAUGUAAAUGCAUCGAGUCGUCUAUUCGCGUUUAUCCGAAAAUCUGUAGCAUCAAAAAUCAAACUAGCUGAAAUACCGAUAUCAAAUAUCUUUGCUUGAAAAGAUCUGAACCUGCGCUCGAGUUUGCUAAAAAAAAAAAAAAUAUCACGAAUCAGUACAAACUUACGCCUGUCGUGUGUAUAACUCUUCCUCCUCUCGCGCCGUGGCACGAGUAUAUACUAAUGUACAAAACGAAACUUUUUUUACUGUACUCGACGACAGUCCAGGCGUUGCUCGUUGUCAAGAAAGAUAGAGCGAAAAGGGGGGAGUGUAGGGCGCCAAGCCGAGGUACCCCCUCGAGAACACCCCAAAAAAAAGAAAAUUUGAAAAAAGUCAUCGAACGCCAUUCUGUCCAGCCAUUGCCGCCUAUUGUUCAACUGUACAUUCACGCAAAUGUGUAAAUAAAUUGUUUCGCAGAGGGAUAGAGGAGGCAAAUGAAAAAAAAAUAAACAGAAAGAGAGAGAGAAAUAUAUAUAUAUAUACGUAUACGUAUAUAUUAAAAUGUAAACACACACGCACACAUGACAUACAUGUGCACACGUAUAAAGAGAGGGGUGAGAAAGAGUAUAAUGCGACGAGUCAAAACUGCGUGACGAAAUAUUGUGAGCCACGUGAGCGGACUCCGGCGAGUAAGUAGCGUAAGUAAGUGUAAUAUCAGACGCACAUUGAGGCGGAUUUUCGAAAGGGAAAAAAAAAUCGCGUCGUUAAAAUCAUCUUUUUGCCCUAAAGGGUGUAAGAUCAUUUUUAUCAAUUUUGCCAAAAUAAUUUGCUAUCAAAUGGAAUGCCAUGAAGGAUUAAAACUGAAGGUUUAUCAGUCUCUUAAUCUUUCUUGGCUGCUUGUGUUGUGUAUAUAAAAUUUGCUGGUAACAUUCUGUUGUACAUUUUAUAGUGGACAAGUUUUUAACGAUUAAUCCAUUCUAAUAAAUCAAAAUACUGUUAUAAAUUUUAUCAAGCAGUUGUAAGUCGUUGUUUGCAUAUAAGUUACAAUAGGCUGUUAAAUACGUUGAUCGAUUAUAUAAAUUCUGACGUUCCGCGGAAUUAAGAAUGACGAUGCAUGUGCUCGGACGUGCCACUGUAUCACGCAGAACUCAAUGUGUGCCUGGCUAAGGAUUAUCUCUGCGUUUUGUGCGAUGUACGAGGGUUGUGCAUAAUCUUAAGCGUUUCUCGCGAAUUCUCCGGUAUGCGUCUGGUUAUUUGUGCGAUAGUCUAUAUAAAUGCCGUUGUCGUGAUGCCGUGUACGUGUUGUCAUUCUUAUCUUGUUAAAUACUCGCUGUUCUUAUCGACAUUAUACCGCUGCCAUUGGAUUUUCAUCGUCUCGUUGUUGUUGUUGUUGUCGUUAUUGUUAAGGGGGAAACGUAUUGUCCGUUCAUUCAAUUGCACGCACAGACGGCAGCGACGAGAUACCACGACUAUUUCUUUUUUUUUUUUACUUCGCGGCACUGUACCCUUCCCGUGAAACAUGAUAAAUUUUUAAUUAUACUCCUGUGUAAUUUUAUUAAAAAAAAUUCUAUAGAAUGUGUGUUCGGAUUUUUGCAAAGCAUUUAAUUUAAUUUGAAUGAUAGAAUACAAAAUAUCAUUCCUAAAUAUGCUUAAACUGAAAACGAUCUAUUUUGUUAUGAAUAACCCACCGAUAUUCAAAUUAUUUCCACAGUGUGGCCGAUACAAAAGUAAAAGUCGUGGUUCUCGAUUCCUGCAACUAUACAUUUCUCUCAUUGUCAGUAUGAAAAUAUUGAGUGAUCGAUAUCAGUUUGUAAUUAGCCCAAAUGUUAUUUCGUUCAUUCGGAUUUUUAAUUCCACUAUAUUAAUAAUAUGAUUGAUCGUUUACAGAUUUCAACUUGCUUCGCCAUGAUAUUGUAUUAUAUUAAUUGAUUGAUAAUUUUUCAUCCUGAUAUAUCGCAUUCACAUUGUUGUAUACGUGGAUUCAAGUUACUAAAUAGUGCGUGUAACGGACAGGGUUACCGGAUAUCAAUUUUCGUAAAAUAUCAAAGAGCGUUUCGAGUUUCAUGCGAUCAUAUCGGUGUGAGAUCAUUGUGACCUGACAAUUGUGAAAAGUGCGUGCACACGAGUUUCUUCCUUCCGCUUGUCGUCGUGAUGAAUCUUAGGAACUCGCCGUGUCGCGCUUACGUGGUAACGAAUACAAAAAGAAUACAGAUAAAAUUAUGAACAAAGAUUUAUUGUAUAUGAAGCUACUGUGAUGUUACUGUUGAAUAUAAAAAAAAUAUAUAUACAUACACAUAUAUAUAUAUAUAUAUAUAUACACAUAAAAGAUGCUGUAUUUAAAGUCGUGUCUAAAGAUUGUUUUCUUUUAUCUCCUCGCUCACCGAAACAAAGUCUGUCGUGAAUCUGUGAAAGUGAAAUUGUAAUUUAUAUUCGUACAAGCAAACUAUUUUUUAAAGAUGACAACGUGACUGAUCUAUUAUGUAAUACAGGCAAUAAAAAUGUAUUGUGCUAGA
Molecule: messenger RNA, 9356 nt
Organism: Temnothorax curvispinosus
Lineage: Eukaryota; Metazoa; Arthropoda; Insecta; Hymenoptera; Formicidae
Gene: rsh
Exons: 22
Coding region: 63-4889 (1608 amino acids)
Biological process (GO): activation of GTPase activity; regulation of small GTPase mediated signal transduction
Cellular component (GO): cytoplasm
Molecular function (GO): GTPase activator activity; protein binding
Source: RefSeq, a predicted model, not a curated record